This is a messenger RNA of Cooperia oncophora, 636 nucleotides long. The record is from the annotation of a GenBank genome assembly. Lineage: Eukaryota; Metazoa; Nematoda; Chromadorea; Rhabditida; Trichostrongylidae.
AUGCCAUUUGGCCAAUUGAUGGCGGAGUUCCAAAUAUCUGGUUGGGUUCAUAACGUGUCUUUCUCUCCGUCUGGAUGCAGGCUAGCUUUUGUUGCUCAUGAUUCCUCCAUAUCCUAUGUGGACGCCAACCAGGAUAAUACGGUAGCUCAUACUCUUCGAACUAGUUGUCUUCCGUUUACGUCUGCCGAAUGGGUAACGGAGAACAGCAUCGUUGCUGCAGGUCAUGACUACUCUCCUGUUUUGUUCACUGUUACGGAUGGUGGUCUGAAAGAAGUUUGUAAAUUGGAUAUUCCGUCAGAACAACAAGUAUCAUCUGUGAACUCCGCGCUGCAGAUGUUCCGCAAUAUCGACAGGAAUGCAGCUUCUGAACAGGUCAAUGUGCAGCUAAAAACACUUCAUCAGAAUAUGAUUACGCAAAUUUUGCCGCAUUCUGGUACCAGAAAUAAUAUUCUAAAGUUUACCACAUGUGGAACUGAUGGUCUUAUUGCACUCUGGGAUUUGAAGGUAUCUACUGUUAAUUAUUUUGAUGGUUUUGUUUAUCUUUCAACGUUACCGGAAUUCACAACGGAAAACAAAACGUUUGGAGACGCUGUUUGCCUGUGUGGAUUGGAACGACUCUUUAUGCACGAGUGGUGA